Messenger RNA from Effrenium voratum, 653 nucleotides. NCBI's taxonomy places the organism in Eukaryota, Dinophyceae, Suessiales, Symbiodiniaceae. The record is from the annotation of a GenBank genome assembly.
AGACGGUUUGGGGCAAAGAGCCAUGCUUCCGGUCCAGGUUCGCCAGAAGCAGUCCUUCCGCAAGGUAGACACCAGAGAACCGGUGGUCCUCAGCUUAGCCGCCUCCGGGGAUUUGGAGCGCUUGGGCUCCAGCUUUGCGAACCAUCAGCGCUUCCUGGGCCCCCGGGGCCCAGAGGAGCCGUUGGUGCCCUACUCUGAGAGAAGUGUCGAAGAGCGGGAGGCACUGCGCAGCCCAUCUGCACCCUCUCUGGCAUUGGCGAAGCCCUUCGCCUACUCGCGGUCCUGCCCGCCCAGCCGGGAGCAACGAAAGGCGCGCAUGGUGAUGAGCUUUUCCUCGCCGCUGCAUGGGGUAGAGUCCCAAAGGACGUCGCAGUUCGCAGAUUUCCUGCGCAGCAAGGGCACUCUGCCGAGUGAGUCCCGGCGGGAGUUGCAGGGCACCAAAAGCGCGGCGGAGCUUUUCGCGGAGCCCAAGAUGUCUUUGCUGAGAACAGCGCCGGACAGAGCGUCAUCCAUGCUGCCGUCGUGGAGCGAUCGAAAAACACAGACGCAGAUGGUCUGGGUUGGCAUGGAGCGUGAGCGGUGGGACCAGCGCCGCUGAGGGUGCCGAGGUAAAGCCAGAGAUCGCGAGUAUUCAGAGAGAUUGGUUUCGGAGA